CCCUGUAGUAUUAUACAGUGCAAAGUAUCCAUGGUUACAGUAGUACAAACCGGUACGAUCAGUACAACUCGAUACUGUGUCCAUACAGUGCUUUGCUCCUGCUGCCGUCGAUUGAUUGCACAACCUGCCAGGUUUGGUCACGAACAAGUCAGCUGGACGAUUGCACCAUGCACCUCCUCCUCCCAUCACCCCCGAUUCUUGUCCAGACAGAAAGCCUCUUGUACAACGCGAGUCUUGACUCCGGACUUCCAGGCAGAGGCAGCCUAGCCGACGUUAAUUGGCAAUUUGGCACCCAAAGACGACACCAUGCCCAGGUGCCCUUGACUGGUGUCGUUGAGACGGGGUUCUGCCAGCAAUUUGAUUUGGUCUUCGGGUU
This is a messenger RNA of Canariomyces notabilis, 376 nucleotides long. RefSeq lists its product as uncharacterized. NCBI's taxonomy places the organism in Eukaryota, Fungi, Ascomycota, Sordariomycetes, Sordariales, Chaetomiaceae. The coding region runs from base 31 to 267 and encodes 78 amino acids. The record is from RefSeq and is a predicted model, not a curated record. The transcript is spliced from 3 exons.